AUGGAUUCCAAAACCCCUUUACAGGGGCUAAAGAGAAAAGCUCCUCUAGCUCCAGACGAGGGCUACAGGCGCACAGCGGCUGGUUUCAUCGCCAAAUCCGAGACAUGUACCCCCGUUGCUACUAACGGAGACAUCAUUGUCUACACCCCAGAUACUCCCUUGAUUAACUCGAAAAAGAGUGCCGAGCAGGGGAACCACGCUCGUUUCCUAGUCUCCUCUAGGCACCUCGCACUUGCGUCACCUUAUUUCAAAGCAAUGCUGCGAGACUGCUGGGCUGAAGGGAGUGCACUAUCUGAAAAGGGAUAUACGGAAAUUCCCGUGAAAGAGUGCAAACCCGAUAUCCUUCUCAUUGUGCUGAACAUUAUACAUGGACGUUCUCAACAAGUUCCCAAGAAGUUGUCUUUACAACAACUCACCAAUAUCGCCGUGAUUACCGACUUUUUCCAAUGCAACGAGGCAAUUGUGAUGGCUGCUAAGACGUGGAAAGCAGCCAUCGAGAAACGUAGUCCACUGUUUCCAUCGUCCGUCUCCCCCGCGAUCAAAAUCAAAUCAUGGAUUCUAAUAUCUUCGGUCUUCGGUUUCCAUGAUACACACAAAUUAGUGACAAAGAUUGCCAUGCAGGAAGGAACAGGUCCCCUUAUGACCGAUGCUUUGCCGAUUCCAAAACAUACCAAAGGCGUACCGGAUCGACGAAGCUAG
Penicillium bovifimosum is the source of this 699-nucleotide messenger RNA. RefSeq lists its product as uncharacterized. The transcript is spliced from 2 exons. Bases 1 to 699 code for a protein of 232 amino acids. Lineage: Eukaryota; Fungi; Ascomycota; Eurotiomycetes; Eurotiales; Aspergillaceae. The record is from RefSeq and is a predicted model, not a curated record. Gene Ontology annotation, molecular function: protein binding.